Molecule: messenger RNA, 1987 nt
Organism: Clarias gariepinus (North African catfish)
Lineage: Eukaryota; Metazoa; Chordata; Actinopteri; Siluriformes; Clariidae
Gene: wdcp
Product: WD repeat and coiled coil containing
Exons: 4
Coding region: 144-1982 (612 amino acids)
Molecular function (GO): kinase binding
Source: RefSeq, a predicted model, not a curated record
AUACAGGGGGAGGGUUGCGUCAGGAAGGGCAUCCGACAUUAUUAUUAUUAUGCACAGAUGUUUUUUUGUAACUACUAUUAUAUAACAUACGUUUUAGUCCCACAAUUAUUUUUGUAUUUAAAUAGAGCGUUGUUGUUGCUCACAUGCAGGUUAUCAGCAGUCAUGCCUAUCUAACAAGCAUGGAAUUAGGAAAAGCUAAACUUCUCAGGAAUGGACUCAACACUCUACACCACGCCAUUCAUCCUGUCCAUGGGAUAGCCUGGACAGACGGGAGACGGGUUUGCCUCACCUCGUUCUGCCACGUCGCCGGUGAGAUUCAAUUCAAUGACACUAAUGUACUCGGAGAGUUCGAACACGUCUUUGGACUUUUCUGGGGACCUCUGUGUUGUUCAGAGACUCCUGCUUUGCUCGCGGUGCAACACAAGAAGCAUGUGACGGUGUGGCAGCUCCAGCUGAGUGCCCUCGAGCAGAACAAGCUUCUAUGCACCCAGACGUGUGAAAUGAGCGAGCCUUUCCCACUGCUGGUUCAGGGCUGCGUGUGGCAUCCCAGACAAGACGUCCUGGCCAUCUUGACUAAGCAGGAUGUCUCUGUGCUGUUCUCGGUGCGUGAGGGGAAUCGAGGAGUGAAGCCGGACAUCCGUGGCAGCGGUCAGAUCCGCUGUGCAUGCUGGACUAAAGACGGAACCAGAUUGGUGAUUGCCAUCGGCAGCGCUCUUCACUCCUAUAUAUGGAACGACAUCCAGAAAAGUCUGGUGGCGUGUUCGUUUUGCCCUGUUUUCGAUGUCGGUGGAGAUAUCUGUGCCAUCGUGUCUACUGAUGAGGCUCAGGUGGCUGUUACAACAGAACUACCUUUAGAUAAAAUCUGCAGGCUUAGUGCAGGUAUUCCCUUGGACAUACCAAAUGAAUUAAAUUCUGUAAUUUCUGAAGAAGAUGUUUGCUCAGAAUCCAGGAGGAAGUCCUGUGACUCAGCGCGCUCGCUACCUUUAGGGUUCCUUUCGUCCGCUGGCCCUAUUGACCUUACACAGAUACUGACAAAACACAGAAGAUCAGACCCUAGCCCUUUGAUUCAUUUCAGACAUCAUUUGACAGAAUCAUUUCAAGACUCGGCACAUCUGAUUUUGGUCAAGUACGAGAGAAAGGCCACGACCACCAGAAAAGUAAGCAUCCCCGGCAUUUUGGUUCCUGACGUCAUGGCCUUUCACCCGAAAGGGAACACGGUCGCGGUGGCAUCAAAUACCUGCAACGUGGUACUGGUCUACUCCAUCAUGGCAUCCUCCAUGCCCAAUGUUCAACAGAUCCACCUACAGAUGAAUGAAAGACCUAAAGGCUUGUGCUUUCUUAGCAGUAAGCAGAUUCUAGUCAUGCUUGGCAUUCAAAGGUCCAACAACCUGAGCAUCUAUCCGUCUUCCACCACAGACAAAUACUUCCUCGAGCUUACAGUCCGGGAGCUGGAGUUUGAUGAGAACACGACUUCCCAAAAGCUACUGACUGAUCCUCCUCUGUUGAAGAACAGCUGUGUUGCAAAAGAGGACAAGCUCGAACAGCUGGCCCACAACAUGGAGAGGAAGUUCGCUCGCUCUGCAGAGGUGCAGCAGUGCCUCUUCAAAGACUGCACCCAGAACGAGAAAAAGCUCAUGAGCAGCUACCCUCCUGCUUCUGAACCACAGUAUGUCCAUGUUACAUGUCAGAUGCAGGUAUCCGAGAACAUGUACACAGAUGAAAGGAGACAGGUGCUGUUGUGUAAAGGAAGGCUCUCUCUCCGGGUCCUGCAGGAACUCUUCAACCUGACUGUUAUAGAGAUGAAGCAUGGUCUGAUGUGGAUUACCCUAGUGGCCGACGCGGAUGGAUUUGUACCGCUCACCUUCAAGCACCAGGAGGAGCUCAUGAUUCGCAGUGCAAAGAGGAAAUUCCCCUUCAAACCUUUCGGCACUAGCAACAGCCUACCACUUGAAAAUCAACAUUUAACAAACAUAGAACAAUGACUUUU